AUGUAUCCCCCGUGUAUGCGUACGAGCACGGGGCAUUCGUGGUAUUUGUUGGUCGCCGUGUGGCAUGGAUUCAUGCCUGACCGUUUGUCAACCCAACGCGUCUGUUUGUUCGAAGAACCCCUCAUUAGGAUGACAACGCCUGUUAAUGGUUUAUCCGCGCCGCACCACACGGCGGACUUUCUAAUGAUACAGCCGAGCUCUACCGUCUCGACUAGCCGAACGCCAUACCCAAUCCGUGUAUCGUGA
Messenger RNA from Purpureocillium lilacinum, 246 nucleotides. The record is from RefSeq and is a predicted model, not a curated record. Lineage: Eukaryota; Fungi; Ascomycota; Sordariomycetes; Hypocreales; Ophiocordycipitaceae.